AUGUUCCCAGCAGCCGCGUACAACACCAACCCGAACGUUGGGUCUGUUCUCGACACCAACGCCCCGUACAUUCCUGCCGUUUCUCCUGCUGUUGCUGCUGCCGUUAGUAGUGGUGGUGGUGGUGGUGGUCUUUUACCGCCGUCUUUGGAUGAAGUGGAGAUUCUUCCAAUUGGCAGCGGAGGUGAAGUUGGGCGAUCGUGUGUGGUGGUUCGCUACAAGGGACGUUCUGUCAUGCUGGACUGUGGGAAUCACCCGGCGAAGAGUGGAUUGGAUUCGCUCCCAUUCUUUGACAGUAUUCGCUGUGAUGAGAUUGAUCUUGUUCUUAUCACACACUUUCAUUUGGAUCACUGUGGAGCAUUACCGUACUUUUGUGAACAGACAUCCUUUAAAGGACGUGUCUUCAUGACAAGUGCAACUAAAGCUUUUUAUAAAAUGGUAAUGAAUGAUUUUUUACGCGUCGGUGCUAGCGCUAAUGAUAUUGUAACAAAUGAAUGGUUACAAAGUACAAUUGAAAAAAUUGAAACGGUUGAAUAUCAUGAAGAAGUAACGGUUAAUGGUAUUCGAUUUCAACCUUUUAAUGCUGGACACGUACUUGGUGCGGCUCUCUUUAUGGUGGAUAUUGCCGGUAUGAAGACACUCUACACAGGCGACUUCUCACGGGUUCCCGAUCGUCACUUGUUGGGAGCGGAGGUCCCGCCCUAUUCACCGGAUAUUCUCAUCGUGGAGAGUACAAAUGGAAUCCGUGAAUUGGAAUCCCGUGAGGAACGCGAAGGACUCUUCACGACGUGGGUUCAUGAUGUUGUGAAGGGUGGUGGUCGUUGUUUGGUUCCCGUCUUUGCAUUAGGACGAGCACAGGAAUUAUUAUUGAUUCUUGAAGAGUAUUGGGAAGCACAUAAGGAAUUACAACAUAUUCCUAUUUACUACGCUUCUUCUUUGGCGCAGCGGUGUAUGAAAUUAUAUCAAACCUUUGUUAGCGCUAUGAAUGAUCGUGUUAAACAACAACAUGCAAAUCAUCGUAAUCCAUUUGUUUUUAAGUAUAUUCAAUCUCUUGUGGAUACUCGAUCUUUUGAAGAUACAGGACCGUGUGUUGUAUUAGCCUCACCUGGUAUGUUACAAUCUGGUAUUUCUUUGGAAUUAUUUGAAAGAUGGUGUGGUGAUAGACGUAAUGGUAUUAUUAUUGCAGGAUAUUGUGUGGAUGGAACGAUUGCCAAAGAUGUUCUUUCCAAACCAAAAGAAAUUACUAAACCAGGUGGUAAGGUACUUCCUCUUCGUAUGCGAACUAUUCAAUCCGUUUCAUUUUCUGCACAUUCAGAUGGAAGACAAACACGUGAUUUUAUUCAAGCACUUCCCAAGACACAACAUGUUAUUCUUGUUCAUGGAAAUGUUGGUGCAAUGGGACAGUUAAAAAAUAAAUUACAACAAGAUUUUACAGAACGUGGAGUUAAAGUAUAUGCUACUAAGAAUCAAGAAGUUAUUCGUAUUCCAUUCAGUGUUCAACGUACGGCAAAGGUUAUGGGUACUUUAGCGAGUACUCCGGCGAAAGAUGGUGGAUUUGUCAGUGGAGUAUUACUUGUUUCUGGACAACAUGCCUAUAGUGUUGUUCACCCAACCGAUAUUCCACUCUUUACAGAUCUUGAUGUAGCCCAAAUUAAUCAAUCUAUGGUAUUACCACUUCCUCGCUAUAAGUCUGCUUUAGAGGUACUGGAAGUGUUACAACGUUAUUUUGAACAAAGUCAAAUGUUUGAAGAAGUAACACCAAAACAACAAACAUAUGAUGCAACGAAUACAGAAAAUAAUAAUGAAAAAGAAGAUGAACAGUCUACAAGUACGACACGUAUUGCUGUUUCUAAAGAAGUGUGGGUAGAUGUACAACAGAGUGCAAGAUCUCAAACGACUCUUACUAUAACUUGGACAGCAAGUCAUCGUAAUGAUCUUCUCGCAGAUGUAACAUGUAUUGCUUUAACAAAGAUUAUGCAUGAUGAACUUACCACAGAGAAUACAGAUCCACUUCCUGUUGAUAUUACUGGUAAUGAUCGCCUCUUUCGUUUGAAAUGUUUUCAUCACAUGAUGUCUCAGUUUUAUCCAUCUGUGACGACCAAUCUUGGUACAGGGGUUUGUGUAUUAACCCUUGAGGAUGGGGAAACGGCAACCAUUACCGACUGUAUUGAGAUUGACUUGCAGGAUAGUAAAAAGUCUGCAUACUCUUCACCUGAAGUUGAGCGUCUUAAGAGUAUUUUAAAACGUGUGUAUCUGACAUUAUUUCCCAUUCCUGUUGAUCAGGGUUGGUGUGAUUGUGGCAUUAUACACGGUGCAGAACCUGUGCCAGAAGAGGCAGUCUAA
This is a messenger RNA of Trypanosoma theileri, 2340 nucleotides long. RefSeq names its product putative cleavage and polyadenylation specificity factor. NCBI's taxonomy places the organism in Eukaryota, Euglenozoa, Kinetoplastea, Trypanosomatida, Trypanosomatidae. The record is from RefSeq and is a predicted model, not a curated record. The coding region runs from base 1 to 2340 and encodes 779 amino acids. Gene Ontology annotation, cellular component: mRNA cleavage and polyadenylation specificity factor complex. Gene Ontology annotation, biological process: mRNA 3'-end processing by stem-loop binding and cleavage. The transcript has a single exon. Gene Ontology annotation, molecular function: RNA endonuclease activity; 5'-3' exonuclease activity; RNA binding.